Messenger RNA from Sphaeramia orbicularis (orbiculate cardinalfish), 1400 nucleotides. RefSeq names its product TSR3 ribosome maturation factor (gene tsr3). Gene Ontology annotation, biological process: maturation of SSU-rRNA. The record is from RefSeq and is a predicted model, not a curated record. Gene Ontology annotation, molecular function: rRNA small subunit aminocarboxypropyltransferase activity. NCBI's taxonomy places the organism in Eukaryota, Metazoa, Chordata, Actinopteri, Kurtiformes, Apogonidae.
UGAGCAUGCGCAUUUGCAUUUAAGACUGCGUGCUUUCCAUGAUACAAAGUAGGCUCAGUUAAAGCCGAGUAAACUUAACUUACAUUAGAUAUGUACAGGUUGGCUAUUAAUAGAUAUCAGUGUUUGCCACGGUGUCAUAAUCCUUGCUAACCUGUGAACGUUUUACGAUUAACGAACUACUUUUGCAAAGGUUUUUAUUUUCAGGCAUGCUGGUGUCUUGUAAUAGUAGCUAGCUAAUGUCAACCUGCUAUUUGUUUUAUUGCAGAUUUUUCUCUUGACUGUAGCUAUCCCAUCUAAAGGUGAAACAUGGGACGGAAGAAACAGGGCAAAUUUGUCCGCCCUGACAAUAAGGGCAAAGAAAAAAGGCAUAGAAUGAAGGGGAAAUCCCUAGACACCUUUACAGAAGAAAUGCACACAGCAUUUGAAGUGAGUGUCUUCCCUGGAACAGGGACAGAAGCUCCUGAGGUGAAACUGCCUUGCCCCAUUGCGAUGUGGGAGUUGGGUCACUGUGACCCGAAACGCUGUACUGGAAGAAAGUUGGUCCGCAAGGGCUUUGUACGUAACCUACGCUUAAAUCAGAGAUUUAAUGGACUGAUACUGAGUCCGAUGGGUGUAAAAUACGUGACACCAGCAGACAGAGAAAUUGUGGCUCAGAAUGGGUUAGCAGUGAUUGACUGUUCAUGGGCUAUAAACUGGAGGGAGACUCCAUUUAACAAAAUGGUUGGAACUCAUCCCAGGUUGUUGCCAUACCUUGUAGCUGCAAACCCUGUCAACUAUGGCAAACCCUGCAAGUUGUCUUGUGUUGAGGCUUUUGCUGCUACGUUUUGUAUUACAGGUUUUAAAGAACUGGCAGUGCUCUUGCUGAAGAAAUUCAAGUGGGGGCAGUGUUUCUGGACGCUCAAUAAAGCUCUGGACCGUUAUCUGCCCUGCCAGUCAGAGGAAGAACUGUUGUCUGUUGAGAGGGAGUUUCUUACAUCCAAACCAGAGGAGGAGGAGUUUGAUCCAUUUGAUGUCAGCUCAGGAGUGGAAUGUGGGAAUCUCAACAGACGUCAAUUCGCACCUGUAGAUGAUGAUUCAAGUGAAGAAGACACGUCAGAAGAUGAUGAACAUGAGGCAGAAGAUGAAAAAGCACAAUCCAGUGAUGAGUCAAAUACAGUCUUGCAACAUAAUGAAGAGGAAGACACAAAAUUAGAUUUGUCAGAAUAAGGCAUAUUUUAACAAAGCGUCAUUGUAACACAGAGGCUGGCAAAACCUUUCUUUUAAACAUAACUUUCUCCUACUUUAAUGUAAGGUCGCUUUGGGCCACACGGUUUUUUAUCACAAAGUAUGAGAAAAUUAAGAAAUGUAUUAACUCUGCUUUUCUAUGACAGACAAAAUAAAUGACUAUCUACACACAGCAA